AUGGCACCGUACGUCCGAAGCACCGUCGAUCGCCUCGACAGACCUAGUGCCUACUUUCAGAGUCGCAACAAGCGCAGGAGAGAUCACAGGGAACGUGAUCGUGAUGGGGAUGAGAACAUGAAGCUCGAGCCCGAACAGUCUCCGGAGGACCCUCUCAAGGAUGCUGCUACCCUCUAUGUGGGGAACCUAUCCUUCUACACAACCGAAGAGCAAGUCUACGAACUCUUCAGCAAAGUCGGCGAGAUCAAACGCCUCGUAAUGGGGCUUGACCGCUUCACCAAGACCCCAUGCGGAUUCUGCUUCGUGGAGUACUACACGCAUCAGGAUGCCCUAGACUGUAUGAAGUACAUUGGAGGCACCAAGCUCGACGAGCGCAUCAUUCGCACUGAUCUCGAUCCUGGCUUCGAGGAGGGUCGGCAGUACGGUCGUGGAAAGUCGGGUGGGCAGGUGCGCGACGAGUACCGUGAGGAUUACGAUGAGGGGCGGGGAGGUUUGGGGCGGGCGUUGCAGUCGGAUAGGAUGAGGGAUGUGGAGAGGUCAAGAGAUGGGGGAGCAGAGUAUGGGAAGGAAAGAUGA
Molecule: messenger RNA, 576 nt
Organism: Scedosporium apiospermum
Lineage: Eukaryota; Fungi; Ascomycota; Sordariomycetes; Microascales; Microascaceae
Exons: 3
Coding region: 1-576 (191 amino acids)
Biological process (GO): mRNA cis splicing, via spliceosome
Cellular component (GO): nuclear cap binding complex
Molecular function (GO): RNA cap binding
Source: RefSeq, a predicted model, not a curated record